This is a messenger RNA of Penicillium expansum, 615 nucleotides long. RefSeq lists its product as uncharacterized. The record is from RefSeq and is a predicted model, not a curated record. NCBI's taxonomy places the organism in Eukaryota, Fungi, Ascomycota, Eurotiomycetes, Eurotiales, Aspergillaceae. The transcript has a single exon. The coding region runs from base 1 to 615 and encodes 204 amino acids.
AUGACAUUCGCUGAACCUGCACUCAACCUCAUUUUGGGUGACACUAUCAACGCCCUCAAAAAGGCAGAGAGAAAUAGUGGCGAUCCAAAUCUAGGAAACGCCCCCGCUAUUUUCCGCGAAACGGCCGUACGCAUCCCAUCUCUCCUAACGUACUUCGAAAAAUUCAAGCAACAUCUUGAUACAACUAUGAUGGUGGAAGAGUUCCCUCGAUCAGCCAUUCGUACUAUGGAAAUCUGCGAGGAAAAUGCUACCCGGGUAAAUGAGAUCUUCUCGGGGGUGGUUGGAAGUUCAAAUGCAGCGGCACAGUAUCGGAAAGUUGCACGAGGCGACCAAUUGGAAGAUCUAAUGAAGAAAAUUCUCACGGAUGCGAUUGAAAUGUCCAAUAUCACACAACUUGCUGUCAUAAGGGGCGCAGAAGUUGAGGAGCUCAAUAAAGCUUUGCGCUCAUUUAUGGCGAUGCCUGCGUCGUUGCCGGAAAACCAGUCGGCGUAUUCGUUCGACAACUCCGGAAGUGGGUAUCAGAAUAUUAACACCAGUACGGGAAAUCAAUACAACAACACUGGCCCCGGUAAUAUGUUUACUGGCACGAUUCGGGGCUUGAAGAUGUCCAAAUGA